GACAGUUGAAGUUUAAUAGUUUAGUUCUUCCGUACUCUUUUGUUUGAUGAGAUAAAAGAUAAAUGUUUUCAUUUUUAUUUCACAGUUCUGAGUGCAAUGUAGUCAUGUAUUUGUCUAAAACUAACGAUACUAAAGACAUAAACUAUUAAAAACAACAAAUAAAUAACAAAGCACUACCUAUGUUUCAAGUUAAUAAGUUAUCGUUCAUGUCCAGUUCAUCUUAAUUCCGGAAAUAUGGCUACAGCAUCAUUCGCAGAGAAUGAUACCUUGCUCAAUAACCAGAUGGGCCAAGUCAGCAUAUACAGCCAGGAGCCCAACGACGAGUUGUGGAGAGAAUGCGCCGAAUGGCUGAUCAGAUGGGAAGUGUUGCCGGGCAACCACCGAGCCAACGGGCCCUCCGCCUGCAUAGCCGAUCUGGCCAACAUUCUACGCGACGGCGUUUUGCUCUGCAAAUUGCUCAAUCGAAUCGAUCCCGGCUGCAUCGAUAUGAAAGACGUCAACUUGAAACCCACCUUGGCCCAAUUUCUAUGUCUUCGCAAUAUAAAUUUGUUCCUGAAAUCGUGCGAGAAGCAUUUCUGUUUGAGACAGUCCGAUUUGUUCGAUGAAACCAUGCUGUUCGAUCUGUCGAAUUUCCAUAAAGUCUUGUGUACUCUAUCGAAGCUCUCGUUGUGCUCCAAAACGCUCAAAUCGAAGAUACCGGGAUUCACCGCACAGCGAUUGAGGCGAGAAGAGGAGGUUAUUUAUCAGAGUUUAAGAAGCGUAGAUAUACCGUUAAGAACGGAAACGAAUUACGCCCAACCGAGUUGGUUGCAAUUUAGGAUUCCCUGUCCGCAAUCGGGGGAGGAUUGGGAGGAGGACGUCUAUGGGGAUUUGUGUUAUGUCACGCUCGCCUCCGCCCUACCGGAGCAUCCCCAACCGACUGAAAAAAGGGACUUCGUGAUAAAGGAGCUCCUGGAAACCGAAAAGAAUUACGUCGAUGUACUGGAGAAAUUGCGCAAGAAUUUCAUAAUGCCGCUCGCUAAUCAAAUGCGGUCCGAUCAUCAUUCCUGCAUAUUUUACAAACUAAAGGAACUCAAAGAGGUCCAUACGGAAUUUCUGGACGAUUUGCUGCGCGUCAGGAACAACCCGACCGUACGGAUCAGCAACAUCUUCAUGAGGUUCAGGGAGAAGUUUCUCAUAUACGGCGGUUAUUGCGCCAAUUUAACGAAAGCCACGACGAUAUUACAGGAAUUGUGCGAUACCGAUGAAAUAUUUAAUCAAAUCAUAAUCAAAUACGAGAAAGAAGACAACAACGGAAGGUUCAAGUUGAGAGACGUUCUUUCCGUGCCGAUGCAGAGGAUUUUGAAAUAUCACCUGCUUUUAGAUAAGCUGAUAGAGCACACUAGUGAGAGUCACGAAGAGUACAACGAUCUGAAACGUGCCAAAGAGGCGAUGCGGGACGUGGCCGGUUACAUAAACGAAGUGGCCAGGGACAGCGAGCAUUUGGACGUGAUAAACAAUUUGCAGGAGACGAUCACCGAAUGGGAUUUGAUGCCGACGCGAAAGCUCUCCGAUUUCGGUCGAUUGGUGAUCGACGUCAGUCUCAGGAUCAAAGCGCACGACGAUCAGAAGACGAGGAAUCGAUACGUGUUUAUAUUCGACAAGUGCAUUUUGAUAUGCAAACAGCUCAAGUGCAAUCAGUUCGCCUAUCGCGAAUUACUCAACAUAGCCGAUUACCACGUAGAAGAAAUCCACAACAGGGCGGUUUUGAACAAAGAAGCCCGAGCUUUCUUCCAAUUUCUUUUGGUCAAAGACGGCAACAAAAACGCCUAUACGAUUUGCCUGCGAACCGUCGAGCUCAAGCAAAAAGUCAUGAAAUCCAUCAACGAUUGUUUAGACAACCUGAAACCCAAAGCGCUGAAACACACCACGCACAACUUCGAAUUAUACACUUCGACGCAGCCGAACCAGUGCUUCUUCUGCUCCAAAUACCUCAAAGGUUUGAUCUCGCAGGGUUACAAAUGCUCGACGUGCGGCAUGAGCGUGCACAAGGGUUGCAUCCAGAAGUCUGGCAAGUGCGGUCAGACUUUACGCGCAAGCGCAGGAGCUUCGACCGGUAACGGUUUGAACUCGAACGAUCCGUUGAGGGACAAAUUGUGGUUCGUAGGGGAGAUGGAUAGGAACAACGCCAGCACGAAAUUGGAGAAGCGCGAAAACGGGACGUUUAUGGUCAGAAUUCGGCCGGCUAGCGACGAUGAUAACGAUAAAUACGCUCUCAGUUUGAAGACUGACACAGUGAAACACAUGAAGAUAUGCUGCAGGCACGAGCAAUCGGGCGACGCGAAAAAGUACUACCUGUCCCAAUCGAAGUUUUUCAACAGUAUUGAAGAAUUGGUGCUCAAUUAUCAGAAUUACAGUUUAAAGGAGAACUUCGUCAAAUUGGACGAGAAUACGAAGCUGUUGUGGCCGUUUCGUCAAUUAAAGGCCACGAUCAUUCGAAAUUACGAUGCGAAGGAUCGAUACCAAGUGAGCGUGAGAGAGGACAAUAGCGUCAUCGUAGUGGGAAAAGAGGGAUACAGGGAGGGUUUUUGGAAAAUCAGAAUCAUCCCUAGCGAGACUGGAUUCGUUCCCCAUAAUGUGUUGCGAGUAGAUGGCGAAGUUCGAUUCGAUUGUUAACCAUUAAACAUCCGUGCGAAAAACGUUAUUCUGCUAGUCAAAAAGAAGCGACGAGAGGGAGGAAUUUAAAAAAAAACUUAUAUCGGAACUGCAAUAAAUUGUGUGCGACAACGCUGGAUUUUCUAAAUGAUUUACGAAAUGUUGAUUUUAUAGAAUGUUUUUUUAUAGAUCUGGAAUUAUUGAUUAUAUACGUCUAUAUUUUAUAUGUAUACAAAAAAAAUGUAUAUGUAAUUUAUCAUACAUUUUAAGAUAUAAUGAAGAAUACGAUGUAAUGUUCAUGGAAUAAAUGUUGAAAUUA
Phyllotreta striolata is the source of this 2953-nucleotide messenger RNA. Lineage: Eukaryota; Metazoa; Arthropoda; Insecta; Coleoptera; Chrysomelidae. The record is from the annotation of a GenBank genome assembly.